Megalopta genalis is the source of this 3533-nucleotide messenger RNA. RefSeq lists its product as uncharacterized. Gene Ontology annotation, biological process: anterior/posterior pattern specification; regulation of transcription by RNA polymerase II. Gene Ontology annotation, cellular component: nucleus. Gene Ontology annotation, molecular function: RNA polymerase II cis-regulatory region sequence-specific DNA binding; DNA-binding transcription factor activity, RNA polymerase II-specific. The record is from RefSeq and is a predicted model, not a curated record. NCBI's taxonomy places the organism in Eukaryota, Metazoa, Arthropoda, Insecta, Hymenoptera, Halictidae.
GGUGCGGUCUGCGAGUCAGUUCGCGUUUCACGCCGGAAGAGGAAGCAGUGCGCCGUGACGUCGUCCUAUGGACAUCCUGAACUGGUAGAGACGGCAUGGAAAUCGGAAACCGUGAACAUUGAAACACUUCACAGCUAAUAAAGAGGUCGAAGAGCAAACGUUCAGUCAAUGCCUACACGAAGACGUCAAAAAAGCACGUGUCCCAAGUCGCCGGCAACAACGAAUCCGCUGCACUGACGAACCGUUUCAAUCGCGAAAUACGUUCGCACCGCAGACCACCAGAGACCCCCCACAAAUAAUACUAGACGAUCGCGUCCGACAUGAAAAAUUCAUCGGCAGGUCAUUAAAGGCCACUUAUCAAUUUAGCGAGCGUUAUCAGCGGAUCUCGCGAGGCAUUUUCGACUUCGAGGGGGUUGGAAGUCGCCGGUAGGCCGGAAAUCUGGGGUCACGGAGGGGGGGCUUCUCGCACACAUGGCUGGCAUUGUGCGAGGUCGGGCGCAAGGGGAGCCAAUAUGGGUUCUGUGUCAAUAGCGUUAAUAGUGGGAGGGGAUUGCGGCACAGAUCGAAAAGCGGUGCGUGUAACGGGGGUGGCCUUAACUCUGAAUCAAGGGGCAGCUGAUAGAAGCGAAAGCUCCCCUGGAUGGCUGUAGCCACGGGAGGCUUUCCACAGGGCGAGAACAAGAAACCGAAGGCGAGAAAGAGGAUAGAGGAAAGAGAGAGAGAACCAAGGGUGAACCAACCCCCUCCACCUCCGCCAGUAGGCUCUGUCCGCGUGGUACGGUCAUAACCUGGUGAAAGUUUGCCGGGGUGCCCCUUUUUGGCACGCGUAGAACCCCUGCGUACCGAGGACAGUUAAAAUCGUCACAGGGACAGGGAUCGUUUCAUUUCUUUGCAAGUCGUCUCCGAUGCCUGGCGGAGCUCUCUCCGCUUUCGACAACCUCGGGACGACCUACGGAAAGUCUUACAGGAUUCACAUCGUGUUCGGUGCUUGGUGAUACGUGACCGAGUGGGACAAAGUGGAAAAAAGUGAAUCAUAGUGAUACAAUCUCGCUUCGCGGCCCAUGACUUGGUUCGCAGGUGACGAAGAAUCCCGCGAACAACGCGGCUAGUAUCGAAGAACGGUUGUGAUAAGAGUGUGUUGUGAUUGUGGAAGUUACGAUGAUUAGUCCCACAUAUUUUGCCGGUAACGAGCUCGAUUACUGGCCACAUCAAUCUGAGGUUACACGACAAUUCUCGGAACAGGUUAUGUACCCGAAUAAUGAUUAUCAAACCUAUCAGCAGCUGCAACCCAUCCAAGAUUACAGCCAGCAAGCGGUGCAGGAUUUUGUACCCCGCUCAAACUUCCUGGAGACGCUUUUGCGUCAAGGAAAGAACGCCGAUAAUUUGAACACGAAUACCGCCGAGAUACCGAUGACACCACCAAAUGGAUACAUUUUGCAUACGCCGCCGUACACGCCGCCGUACACGCCGCCGUACACGCCGACGUACACGCCGCCGUACACGCCGACGUACACGCCGACGUCAUCGGCGAAUAACAUGUCCCCUGUCGGAGAAUAUUUCGACGUACAAAAUCGCCCGUUAGACGCAAAUACAUAUCAACCCGACGAUCAAGCGUACCCUGCACAGCAGCCUCAUCCCGGUGCGGCCGCAUCUUCAACUUCACCACAUGGUACAUUGCAGCAGGCCAUACCCAGCCAAUAUCCUACAUACGUCAAUGAGAAUAAUAAUGAGAACCAGAGUCCUGCGGAGGUCAAUGAGACAGAGGAACAGCGGCAGGUCGAUUACCCCUGGAUGAAGUCUAAUGGCGAGGCGACCGGAACCGCAAUUAAACGGACGAGGCAGACUUACACCCGGUUCCAAACUUUGGAGCUGGAAAAAGAGUUUCACUAUAAUCGGUACCUGACUAGGAAACGCCGAAUCGAGAUCGCUGAGGCCCUGUGUCUAUCCGAACGCCAGAUAAAGAUCUGGUUCCAAAAUCGUCGUAUGAAGGCAAAGAAGGACGCGAAAUUAAGGUACAAUGAAAUGGCCGACAACGAAGAACCUUCGUCACCUAAUCAAAAUGGCACGCUGGCCGAUGGCCAUUUUGCCAACGGGACGACGACCGCUCUGGCAACAACAACGAUUCAGAUAGGUCAGCCAUCAGUGGUCCAACACGAUGCAACUUCCAAUUUACAAAAUUAUCAGCGCUUUCCGGAAGCAUACCCUCCUUACAAUCAGCAAUUUCCGCUUAUGUACAACAUCCAGGCUUACUAUCCGAAACCGAGCUACAUAAACGAACUAUUCAAAAUUGAGCCUCAUGGAAAUUCAUAAAGAGACUAUUAUUUUGAUUCAUUGUUCGUCUUAAUUUCGAUGUAAAUAGCGGACCAAGGUCGAUCGCGAAAGACUGAUUAGUGUAGGGGCGGCUGUAUUUUCAGGAUUAAUGACUAAACAAGGAAUCCUCAUGCAAAGUGAAAAUCGCUUGCAUUGAUUAAUUUAUUGAGACAGCACUAAUUCAACGUUGCACAAAGAUUUGUCGAUAAUUACUUUUAUUGGUAUUGACAAAUCGUGAAAGAUACGAUAGUAUAAAUUUUUCUAAAUUUCUCGAUACCGUGAUUUGAUAACUUAUAUUUUGAUACGCAUAUUUGACUUUAUCAUAAGCGCAUAAAGAUUCAGGCUAUGCCUAAUGGCGUAGAUUCAUUAACGGAAGAACAAAUUGUACGGCUGAUAUAUUAAAAUCGGAAAGAGCAGUUUAGAGUCGCGGUAUCUCUCCAGCGUCUGUCAGACAAGGGAAAUCGUUACAACUUAAUUUGAUGACUCCAAAGAUAUCUCACAACAUUCCCAGAACAUAAUUGUGCUGUAUGGGUCACGCAACGUGAUUACGGAGAUCAGUGCGGUCUGAUAAAUCCCGCGAAUCAUACAUUUACAGGGUUAGAUAGAGGCUUCCACCAUAUAUAAUAAUAUCAAUUAUUAAUUUUCUGAUUUCGCGGCGGAAUCUGUUUUUUGUAGCUAUCGGCUCUGAUCUGCUUCGGAAACAUCGUAAAAUUGGAAUGUAGACGAGCAUUCGCGUUCUGAUAAUUAGGACGGUAAAUUUAAACACCGAGGAUCUUAUGGGAAUAGGGAUCUUAGUAGGGGCGUUCGAGCGAGGACAAUUACAAUGAGGGAAUGCUGUACCCUCGAAGAAGUACGAAUUGUUGCUCGAUGCUCAGACGAUCCCGGAUUAUGUGUAAUUAGCACGCCGGAGUCGUUAUCUCUUGCAAACCUCUCGGAAACAAUGAUUGACCACUUUGCCUUCGAAUGAAAAUUACCAACCGUAAUUCAUCACUCGAUAAUAAAUUAAUAACCCAUAAAUUAGCUGACGGUUGGUAAGAAUGAUUGUAAAUUUAACGUGAUUCUAUAAAAAUUACAAGACUGAAUUUACUCAGGGCUUUCGCCAUUUUAUUGGGUUGUUUGGAAAGUUGUUUCGUUUUCCGUAAAGAUUUCACUUCAUUCAGUAUUCUUCCAAAUGUAAAACAAUAAGAUUUCAAAGCUACCGAAAAAAAGAAAAAGAAUGUCGA